CCAAAUUGUGACAGCACAUUUAUUAAUGUUUUCCAUAACCCAUAGUCCUACAAAUUCUCCCCUUCUAUACUAUCCUUCCCACUCUCCCACUUUCCUCUUCAACUUCUCCCAAUACUCCACCAUGACUUUCCUCUCUCUCCUCCUCCUCCUCUCACUCUCUCUCUCCGCCGCCCACGACGGCGCCGCCGUCUCCCAAGAUCUGAUCCACUCCUCCUGCCUCCAAGCACGCUACCCAAAUCUCUGCAUCAGAACCCUCUCCUCCUACGCCGGCGCCGUCACCACCCCACAGGAGCUUGCCCAAGCCGCCAUCUCCGUAAGCCUCUCCCUCGCCCGCGACCUCUCCCGGUAUCUCUCCGACGCCCUCCGCCAGGCGUCGAUGCGGCAGCGCGCGGCGGUGAAUGACUGCGUGGAUCAGAUUGGGGACUCUGUUGAGGAGCUGAGUAACACUUUGGGGGUUCUCCGGCACCUCACCUGCGGCGGCGACCGGCGGGAUUUCCGGCUGCAGAUGGGGAAUGCGAAGACGUGGGUUAGCGCCGCUUUGACGAAUGAAGAUACGUGUCUUGAUGGGUUUAAAGAAGUGGAUGGGGAAGUGAAAUUGGAUGUGAAAAAGAGGAUUUCGAAGGUGGCUAAAGUUACUAGUAAUGCUCUGUUUAUGAUUAAUCGUCUUGACGGUGGAAACCCCGCCGGAAGGAAGAAGUUGGCCGCUCCUUGAGAUUUGGUCGCGGCGGCGAUGGCGGAUGCCUGAGGUUUCGUGGCGGUGGGAGUAGAGUUUAUGUUACCAUGGUUUUCGUCGAGUAAUAUUUGGUUCAUCGUUCCCACUCUAAUUAGAAAGUAUUAAGAAAAUAAGAUCCGUUUAUCGAAUAACAAAUUAUGAUCAGAUAAUUAGGUGGAUGGCAUGAAAAACAAGUGUAACUUAGAUGCAAUACACCUAUGUAUUUUUCUAUAUGUAUUGUUGGUUGAAUAUAUAAAAGUUUUAUGGAGAAGAGUAUUAUUUAGUGCA
Messenger RNA from Benincasa hispida (wax gourd), 1000 nucleotides. RefSeq names its product Plant invertase/pectin methylesterase inhibitor superfamily protein. Gene Ontology annotation, biological process: negative regulation of catalytic activity. Lineage: Eukaryota; Viridiplantae; Streptophyta; Magnoliopsida; Cucurbitales; Cucurbitaceae. The record is from RefSeq and is a predicted model, not a curated record. Gene Ontology annotation, molecular function: enzyme inhibitor activity.